CGUUUGAUCCAGCGAACAAAUAAGCCUCGAUUGAGCUUCCUUCACCUUCUUCCACUCCCUCCUCUAUCUCCCUAAAUCCCUAAACAAAUCAUCGUUGUGACCCAACAACUUACCUACGCUCGCGCUCGCCCUUGAGCUCCUUUUAUCUAUUUCCCUUCCUCAACAUUUUUAUCUCUCUACUCAGGUCCUCCUACUAGUUAGGUGACUUAGCCCAACGAUGGCUGCCCAAGUCAACGGCGAGGUUCAUCCAUCAUCCGCGACUCUGUCGCACAUCAGAGGAUAUCCGGUGGUCAACGACAGCAUUGCCUUCAUUAAAGGGAACCCCUACGGCCAGAAGUCGAUAGAGCUAGGUGAUACUGCCUACAAAGCCUUCGCUAAGCCGGUGUUUCCGUACUUUUCCAAGCCGUACCAAUAUGUCUCUCCUUACAUUAAGAAGGCCGACCAGAUCGGCGAGGAUGCCCUGAACAAGAUCGACGAACGUCUUCCCGCCCUGAAGAAACCGACCGGCGAGCUGUGGACUGAUGGUAAAAACCUCUUCUUCUUCCCCGUCCGCAAAGGGCUGGAAACCAAGGACCAUGUCUUCGACAUCUAUAACUCCGAGUAUAAGAAGGUUGGAGGUGAUGGCCUAGUAACAUCUAGCAAGGCGCUUGUCUCGGCUGGCCUCGUUGUUACAAGCGAAGCGCUCACCUGGAUUGGUGACCUGCUCCGAGCCGGCAAGGUACAGGCCAAGGAAACAGGCAAUGAAAUACGUCAAGCAAACCAUUGAAAUAUCACUGAAGGACAAAAACGCUUAACAUAGGAAUAGGGGGCGAUUCUCGGCAUAAUCUCUUUCUUUUGAUACCAUGCAUCUCU
Daldinia loculata is the source of this 852-nucleotide messenger RNA. RefSeq lists its product as uncharacterized. Lineage: Eukaryota; Fungi; Ascomycota; Sordariomycetes; Xylariales; Hypoxylaceae. The record is from RefSeq and is a predicted model, not a curated record. The transcript has 2 exons. The coding region runs from base 218 to 766 and encodes 182 amino acids.